Molecule: messenger RNA, 1719 nt
Organism: Drosophila serrata
Lineage: Eukaryota; Metazoa; Arthropoda; Insecta; Diptera; Drosophilidae
Gene: cDIP
Product: Common Dpr-interacting protein
Cellular component (GO): plasma membrane
Molecular function (GO): protein binding
Source: RefSeq, a predicted model, not a curated record
CGUGAAACGCAGAGCACGCUCAAUGUACGUCCGGAUGUGUCUGGUGAUCUCGCUGGCGGCCAUCGGUGCUGCCGUGGCCGAGAGCGACGAGGAUGCGGAUCCGCAAACGGUUCAGGUGUCAAGUCUGGAUGGCCAUUGCCGUACCAAGGGCGAAGUGACCCGCUGCAGUGGCUUUAACUUCGACGGAGAGGACAAGAAGGCGAGAUUCGACCUUCAAACAGCCGUGCGAAUCGCCCCAGACGGCACCACCUACGAUGUGGGCGACGAGUGGCCUGCCAGCACGCUCAUUUUCGAGAACUGCACCUUUACGCACUUCCCGCUGCGACUGUUCUACGCACUGGAGGUGAGCGAGCUGGACAUGAGGGGCUGCGGCAUUCGGUACAUGUACUGGGAGAACUUCUCCACGGGCGCUGAGAACCUGGUGAUACUCCUGCUGACCGACAACGAGAUCGAGGACCUGCCCGCCGGCACAUUCCGCGGAGCGGGCCACCUGCAGUUUCUAUUCCUCAACCGCAACCGACUCGGCCAGCUGCAGGAGGGUGCCUUCGACAACCUGAAGGAGCUGCAGCAUUUGGACCUCACGGAGAACCGAUUGCAGGCGCUGCCGCCGGGUGUAUUCAAUGAUUUAAAGAGCCUGCGGCACGUGGGCCUGGCUGAUAAUUACCUGACUACCGUCGACAGCGACUUGUUUGCCCACAAUCCGAUUCUGCACUCCGUCUCGCUGUACAGGAACCUACUCCGCGAACUGGGCGAGCACGCCUUCCGGUCGCGGAGCCGGGACCGGAAAAUCUACAUGAUCGAUCUGUCCCACAACCCGCAGCUGGCCGUACUGCUGCUGAACUUCAAUGCCACCAACCUGGAGGCCCGCAACUGCUCACUGGACCGUGUCAACUUGUAUGGCUCGGUGACGAAUGUCGAUCUGAGCGACAAUCGCGUGCGAGAGCUGUACUUCCCCGCCUCGGAGGCCCUGGAGCAUCUGGUGCUGCGCAACAACUCGCUGGUCCAGCUAGCCUCGCUCAGCCGGGUGCCCCGGUUACGGUAUCUGGACGUGGCGGAUAACCCGAAUCUGGGCCAGUUACCCGCCGGCUGGCAUACCCCGCACUUGGAGACGCUGGUGCUGCGCAACACUGGCCAGGUGGAGUUGCCUCUAGAGGCCAUUGAGGGAAUGCCCAAUCUGCGCAAGCUCGACAUCUCGGGCAACAAUCUCACGGAAAUCAAUCCCUCUGCCUUCGCCACGCUCUCCCAGCUAACGCACUUCUACAUACACGGCAACAAGUGGAACUGCUUCAACCUGAGAACCCUUAUGGACGUAUUCAUCCGUCCGAACGGCAUCACCUUCACGGUGGACAGUGUGGAUCCAGACUUUCCGGGGGAGUACAUACACGGCGUAGCCUGCAUGUACCGAAUGCCGGAGAAGGAGCCUCUGGACUCGAGUUAUUCCUCCUCCGAGAUCUCCGCCAGCGUCGAAGCCACCCCAAACCUGGCCAACUCCGAGCACAGCGAAGUGGAAAAGGUGCGUCAGGAGCUCAAGUCGGUGGUGCAGCACUUUGAGGCCAAGCUCGACUAUCUUUUCCAGCAGCUCGGCCAGCUCAAUGAGCAGAUGCAGUCCAUUGAAAGAUUGAACAAAACUGUUUGGAGUCAGGUUACAUUGUCGGUUUAAGCUUUAAAAAUGUCAUUUAAAUUAAUUAAUUGUUGCGAUCAAUAAAUAAAUGUGAGAAA